AUGAAUAUAAAUUAUUUUGUGUUUCUUUUGGGCAGUGACAUAGUGGGCUUCCCGCAACUCUCAGGCUCCAGCACUCCGCACCAGGUUGUGGAUUUUCUCAACAAGCUUUACACAACAUUUGAUGACAUCAUCGACGACAACUAUGAUGUCUACAAAGUGGAAACUAUAGGAGAUGCUUAUAUGGUAGUCUCAGGAGUACCGAAAGAGAAUGGGCUGGACUUGAUCAGCAUCUGUCAGGCGUUUAAAAUCCCACACAAGCCCACCACACAGCUGAAGAUACGGGCUGGCAUUCACUCGGGCCCUGUUGUAGCUGGGGUGGUUGGCACCAAAAUGCCACGAUACUGCUUAUUUGGUGACACUGUAAACACCGCGUCCCGUAUGGAGUCCACCAGUGAAGCUUUAAAGAUCCAGUGCAGUGGCUCUUCAGCUGACCUUCUACACACACUUGGCGGAUACGUGCUGAUGUGUCGUGGGUCUCUCAAUGUGAAGGGCAAAGGCAAAAUGACAACUUGGUGGCUGGAGGCCAAAAUAGACCCUUUGUCCCGGGAAGACGAACCUUUGGGUCUUCCCAUUCCUGUUAGCAAUUAACUUAUGUGCUGCAGUAUAAGCACAGUCAUGACAGAAACUUUAACAAAUAAAAUUGUUUAGCAAAUAUGCUAAAG
Molecule: messenger RNA, 662 nt
Organism: Rhinichthys klamathensis goyatoka
Lineage: Eukaryota; Metazoa; Chordata; Actinopteri; Cypriniformes; Leuciscidae
Product: atrial natriuretic peptide receptor 2-like
Biological process (GO): cGMP biosynthetic process; receptor guanylyl cyclase signaling pathway; intracellular signal transduction
Molecular function (GO): peptide receptor activity; guanylate cyclase activity
Source: RefSeq, a predicted model, not a curated record